Messenger RNA from Chaetomium globosum CBS 148.51, 831 nucleotides. RefSeq lists its product as uncharacterized. The record is from RefSeq and is a predicted model, not a curated record. The transcript is spliced from 2 exons. Gene Ontology annotation, biological process: DNA-templated transcription. The coding region runs from base 1 to 831 and encodes 276 amino acids. Gene Ontology annotation, cellular component: nucleus. Lineage: Eukaryota; Fungi; Ascomycota; Sordariomycetes; Sordariales; Chaetomiaceae. Gene Ontology annotation, molecular function: DNA binding; zinc ion binding.
AUGGCGGCCGCCCAUGCCGCCUUCGUGUGCCUCACUUGCAAAGCCCGGAAGAAGAAUAAACGGGUACAUUGUACCUACGCAGCACCCUCGGCGGAGAUUGGGGCCAGAAGCCCCAGCACAAGCACAACCACCGACACAGAUACAGGCACAGGUACAAGCCCCGCCGCUCGCCAUGCGUCUGCCCUGCGCUGUGCGCCCUUAGCGGCUGACGUGCGUUUCACCUUGAACACGCUCCCAAUCGAACCGUCGGCGGCCGCGGCAAGCCUCUAUCUCGAGGCCAACCGCCUCAUCCGCUCAACCGGCCAGUUCCCCGAUGAGAUUUACACUCGCUACCGCCUCGGAAUCCACACUCACCUACCCAUCAUUUGCUUAGAGACCUUUGACAACAGUCUCUUCACCCUGGCAACCGCCCCGGCCCCCGACUUCUCCGUCCUACUUGUGACCAUCUGCUUGAUCACCUACCUCCCGGAGCCGGGCCCGCAAUCCGCAGGGGCGACCGCCCGAGCCACCAUUGACCGAACCACUCUUCACCUCGCCGCCCGAUCCCUUUUUGCCCAGGUCCGAAUAUCGUCCCCGCCUUCGGUCCAUCUAAUCCAAGCGGGCCUGCUUCUAGCCGUCUACGAAUAUGCCCGGGGCCACCCCGACGACGCCUUUGCCUCUCUCGCCGAGUGUGCUCGCAUGGCAUAUGCCGCCCACAUUUGGCGCCAUGUUUCCCCACCCCACCCACCGCAUGCAACUCUCGAGAAUUUGCCAAGGUGUUCGGCCCCUUCGUACCUGCAGUCCGAGGAAGCCGCCAACACAUGGUGGGGACUCAUCAUCUGCGAACGGUAA